Molecule: messenger RNA, 450 nt
Organism: Schistocerca gregaria
Lineage: Eukaryota; Metazoa; Arthropoda; Insecta; Orthoptera; Acrididae
Product: histidine-rich glycoprotein-like
Exons: 2
Coding region: 52-288 (78 amino acids)
Source: RefSeq, a predicted model, not a curated record
ACGAUGCUCACAGUUGUGUCGACCGUUCUGCUUGCGACUACCUGCUGAAAUAUGAACAAGUUUCUGGUCUUUGUCGGUGCUGCGUUGUUGCUGGUCGUAGCCAUAAUCUCUUCACCAGCGGAAGCUGUAGCUGUGGCAGCACCACAGUUCGGACACCAUGGACCACCACACCACGGACCACCACACCAUGGACCACCACACCAUGGACCACCACACCACGGACCACCACACCAUGGACCACCACACCAUGGACCACCACACCAUGGUCCACCUCACCAUCAUGGUUGAGUGAUUGACUAACAACUGUUGUCGCAGUGUCAUUCACUUGCAUUUCAUCAUUCCGAUGAUCAGAAGUACCUUGCUGAUGGCCACAUAAUUCUUGGCUAGGCAAUAUGAUGUAUGUGUACAAAUUGGUUAUUGUUUGCAAUAAAUAAUUACAAAUCAAAGCUA